AUGGAUUUGAAUUCUCGUUAUCAAGAACUCCAACAAAACCAAAGGUUUCCUUCUUCUGGUGCAACUUCAAGCAUGCUUGUUGGUUCUUCUAUGGGAAUGGAUCAACCAAGUAGUUUUUCUUCUGCUCAUUUCUCCAACAACACCAUCUCCUUUCAAAAUGAUUAUGCCACUAUGAAAGGAGUUGAAAACUAUGAUGGGGUGAAUAACAGUAGUGAAGGUGGACUUACUCUAUCUAUGAACAUAUUGAAGAAUCAAAUCGGAUUCUCACAAAGCUCUUCUUCCUUGGGGAUAUUAUCACACAACUCCAAAAUGAGAAGUGAUGGUCAUAAAUUCUUGUAUGGUUAUAAUGAUCAGAAUGUAGAAGUAGGAAAUCAAGUAAAUACAUUAUCACAUCACAUGAGUUUGCCAAGAAAGUCAUCAGAAAUGUUUGUUAUGGAGAAUUUACACCAGUUCCCAGAUUCUUCUGUUCCUAGCAGUAUUAGAGCAAAGCGAGGCUGCGCAACGCAUCCCAGAAGCGUUGCGGAAAGGGUAAGAAGAACUCGAAUAAGUGAAGGAAUGAAAAAGUUGCAAGAGCUUGUUCCAAACACUGACAAGCAAACUUGCACAUCAGAAAUGUUGGAAUUGGCUGUAACGUACAUUAAAGAUCUUCAAAAACAAUUAAAGAUUAUGAGUGCAAAAAGAGCUAAAUGUAGAUGCAAAAAUCUAAAAUGA
This is a messenger RNA of Vicia faba (fava bean), 711 nucleotides long. Lineage: Eukaryota; Viridiplantae; Streptophyta; Magnoliopsida; Fabales; Fabaceae. The record is from the annotation of a GenBank genome assembly.